UAAAAAAGAAAAAAGGAUAUCCGCAUAUCCGUCGUCUUCCUCAACAUCCAAACUUGCCCAGAAACACCAUCUCUGAGUCUCUCCGCAAUGAGUCUGUUCUGCAAUUCGAUCGAGACCCUCUACCCAAAACCCAGUCUCCUCCACAAACCCCACUUCUUUUCCCUCCCCGAUACAAACCCAAGCUUCGCCGGAUUCCCUCGCCGUCGUCUCCGCCAACAACCCCCGAUCAUCAAAUCAUGCCUCAAACCCGCGUCCUCCUCCGAAAUCGACAUGGUGAGGAACAAAGAAGGCAUCUUCGCCCCAAAGGAGAAGAAAGUAGUCGUCUUGUGGGACCUCGACAACAAACCCCCACGCGGCCCGCCUUACGAGGCCGCGACGGCCCUCCGUCGCGUCGCCGAGAAGCUCGGCCGAGUCGUGGAGAUCUCCGCGUACGCGAACCGCCACGCCUUCAUCCACCUGCCACACUGGGUCGUCGAGGAGCGGCGCUCGAGGAGGAGCCUCGACUUCGCGGAGAGGAAAGGAGAAGUGGUCCCGGCGGAGCCGUACGUCUGCGGGGUGUGCGGGAGAAAGUGUAAAACGAAUCUCGACCUGAAGAAGCAUUUCAAGCAGCUACACGAGAGGGAGAGGCAGAAGAAGGUGAACCGUAUGAGGUCGUUGAAAGGGAAGAAGCGGAAGAAGUUUAAGGAGCGGUACGUCUCUGGGAACGAGAAGUACAACGAGGCGGCGAGGAGGCUGCUGACGCCGAAGGUUGGGUACGGGCUGGAGGCGGAGCUGAGGAGAGCGGGGGUUUAUGUUAAGACGGUGGAGGAUAAGCCGCAGGCGGCGGAUUGGGCGGUGAAGAGGCAGAUACAGCAUUCGAUGACGCGUGGGAUUGAUUGGUUGGUUUUGGUGUCGGAUGAUAAGGAUUUUUCUGAUAUGCUGAGGAAGGCGAGGGAGGCUGAUCUCGGGACGGUUGUGGUGAGUGAUAGGGAUGGUGUGUUGGGACGGCAGGCUGAUUUGUGGGUGCCUUGGAUGGGGGUGGAGAAUGGGGAGAUUGGGGAGAAGGAUUUGGUGCCGGAGAAGAGACGGCGGUUUGAUGAUGAUGAGGAGGUGGAGGUGGAGAGGGAGGGGGAUGGGUUGUUUUCGUUGUCGUAUGAUGAGGAUGAGAGGGGGGAGAUGAGGGUGGAGAGCGAUGGGUUUGGGAGGUCUAGUGUGUCUGCGUUUUCGGAAGAUGAGUGGGUGGAGGAGGACGAGGGAGACUUUGCGUUGAGUGAUAGUGAUGAUGAUGAUAGUGACGAUGAGCUCGGCUUCUGAGUUUUAGGUGUGGAUGUUUCAGUCGGUUUUGGUCAAACCGGAAAUUCGAGUUGAAACAUCUGAAAUCAAGAGUAUAACCAAUCUUUUGCGUAAGCAAAGAUAUUGUGCGUUUGUGAAGGAAAGCCAUGAGCAUGAGAAUUCAAGUUAACAUUGUUGGAUGAGUUGCUUUCUGAAACUAACGGUUUAUCUCUGGUUGGUUGGUUGGUUGUUGUAAGUUAUGGGAUCUAGGGUUUUGUUUUGGUAUAGUGCUGGUAUAAAGCUGAGUGACCCAUUCUUUCACAGCUCAACUGGUGAACAAUCAGAGAUUUAACUCAUAUCCAUGAUGUGGUCAAAAGUCAUAAUAUUCGUAUCAAAGAAAGUUAACAGAA
Raphanus sativus (radish) is the source of this 1661-nucleotide messenger RNA. RefSeq lists its product as uncharacterized. NCBI's taxonomy places the organism in Eukaryota, Viridiplantae, Streptophyta, Magnoliopsida, Brassicales, Brassicaceae. The coding region runs from base 88 to 1293 and encodes 401 amino acids. The transcript has a single exon. The record is from RefSeq and is a predicted model, not a curated record.